AGUGCCAGCCGGCGGUUGGUUCGCUCGCUCGCUCGCUUGCUGCCUGCCGCGCGGCGAUGACGGCCACCGCCAGCUGCUGCUCCAGCCCCGUCGCGUGGGCGCGGCCACGAGCCGCCCCCGCAAGCGCGAGCGCGGCAGCCCUGCGCGUGGGCCGGUGUCCCGCGGUAGCGGUCGCGGUGGCGGCGCCCGACGUGGCGUUCCACCCGGACGUGUCCCGCGCGGCGGAGUCGCUGCAGGCGGAGUUCCGCGCCGUGGACCGCGCCAUCGCCCUCAACUCCUCCCGCGUCGCCGCCGCCUUCCGCCGAGCGCGCGUCGCCCCGCACCAUUUCGGCGGGUCGACGGGGUACGGCCACGACGACGGUGGCGGGCGGGAGGCGCUGGACUCCGUCUUCGCCGACAUCGUUGGCGCGGAGGCUGCCAUUGUGCGCCCCCAGUUCUUUUCCGGUACUCACGCCAUUGCAUGUGCGCUGUUUGCGCUUCUGAGGCCUGGGCAUGAGCUCCUGGCAGUCGCUGGGCCGCCGUACGACACCUUAGAGGAGGUGAUUGGGAUCAGGGGGUCGGCCAAUGUAGGGUCACUCAAGGAUUUCGGAGUGGCGUACCGAGAAGUUCCGCUUGCAGCAGAUGGUGGCCUUGAUUGGGAUGCUCUGGCUUGCUCCAUCAGGCCGGAAACUGGAUGUGCCUUCAUACAGAGAUCUUGUGGGUAUUCGUGGCGCAAGAGUUUAAGCGUAGCAGAUAUUCACAGAGCUAUAGAUUUGAUCAAGAUGCAAAAUCCAAACUGCAUGGUGAUGGUUGACAAUUGCUAUGGUGAAUUUGUUGAGACAUCAGAACCUGCAAUGGUGGGAGCAGACUUGAUUGCUGGCAGUUUGAUAAAGAAUCCAGGUGGAACUAUUGCACCUUGUGGUGGUUAUGUUGCUGGGAAGAAACAUUUAGUUGAAGCAGCUGCAGCUCGUCUAUCUGCACCUGGCCUUGGGGUGGAAUUUGGAUCAACACCUGGCCAUGUUAUGCGGUCAUUGUUUCAAGGCUUGUUUCUUGCUCCACAAACGGUUGGAGAAGCAGUAAAAGGAGGAUUGCUAAUUGCAGAAGUCAUGUCAGCCAAGGGGUACAGAGUUCAACCACUUCCGAGUGUUCCUCGCCAUGACAUUGUGCAGGCAGUGGAGCUUGGCAGCAGGGAAAGACUCAUAGCAUUCUGUGAAGUAGUUCAACAAACUUGUCCAGUAGGAUCUUUCAUCAAACCAACUGCUGGGGAAACCCCUGGCUAUGCUUCAGAGGUCAUUUUCGCUGACGGAACAUUCAUAGAUGGAAGCACAAGUGAACUAUCAUGUGAUGGACCCUUAAGAGAUCCAUAUGCUGUCUUCUGCCAGGGAGGAACACAUUGGACGCAGUGGGCGCUUGUCCUUAGUGAUGUUCUGAAGGUCAUAUAACAUUGUGGUGUGAUAAUACUCACAUUUCUGGUCUAUGAGUGAAUCCCUUGUCACUCCUGAAUCCCACAUGCAUCAGCUGAAAGGACAGAGGAAUUAGCCUAGUUGUGGGUUACAGUUACAUGACUAAAUCUAAAUGAAAAUUGUGUAAGAGUUGAAGCAUGGCAUAAGGAGGAGAAUGUGUCGUCAAAGGGAAAAGUUCAGUAAGACUGCCUAAUGAACAUCCCCCAUGAAGCGUGGCAAGCAUAGAAGGGCUUCAGUCAAGUUGUUACGUCGUAACCAUACAGUGGUUACUGGUUAGAAUACGCAAGGACACAAGGCAUUUGGUUGAGAGCAGCACCUUUUGCAUUUCCGAUCGGUGAUGUACUUGUAGUGCAGAAGCUGGUAGAUGAUUACAUGGCGAUAGUGCCGGAUAUGUUUGUAGCCAAAUGCAACAUAGAACCUGGAUUAUGAUGAUCAAGCAAUGGCUCAGAUUCCACCGAGCACGAGGAAAGCCUAACUAAAGCACGAACAACCCUAUAAUAGCAUCUGUCUCCAGGACAAUGUUGGCUGAAAAUACUGUUUGCUGAUUUUGUGAAAGAAAAACAUUGUUGAAUGAUU
This is a messenger RNA of Sorghum bicolor (sorghum), 2018 nucleotides long. RefSeq lists its product as uncharacterized. The record is from RefSeq and is a predicted model, not a curated record. NCBI's taxonomy places the organism in Eukaryota, Viridiplantae, Streptophyta, Magnoliopsida, Poales, Poaceae. The transcript is spliced from 12 exons. The coding region runs from base 57 to 1421 and encodes 454 amino acids.